This is a messenger RNA of Scedosporium apiospermum, 822 nucleotides long. RefSeq lists its product as uncharacterized. Lineage: Eukaryota; Fungi; Ascomycota; Sordariomycetes; Microascales; Microascaceae. The transcript is spliced from 2 exons. Bases 1 to 822 code for a protein of 273 amino acids. The record is from RefSeq and is a predicted model, not a curated record.
AUGGCUUCUCAAAGCCCCACGGUAGAGCGUAUGCUCUUCGACGUGGGUGAUAGAUGCGCGAAGAUGAGGGAUCCGAACUACGUCAACCUGGUUGUUUCAAUCCUGGUUCUCUUCCUCGUCUUCUUCCGAUAUGACGAGGCUCGGGUGCCUGAUGAGGAAUUAGUUGAGGAACAACCGAAAUGGCAGACGGCCAUUUUCGUCGCUGCCGGUUGCCUCGUUCACGGUCUCCUCGUUAUCGCCAUCACAGGAGUCUUCAGCAUUGCACUCCCAGGGAAGCUUCAACUAUGGGCCAAUUUCCUCGGAAUGAUGGCCAGCGCGUUGGCUGCUGUGCAGUACCUACCUCAAAUACGUACAACAUAUACCCUCAAGCACGUAGGAAGUCUGAGCAUUCCCAUGAUGUGCAUCCAGACGCCAGGCGGCAUCGUGUUUGCUGCCAGCCUGUUUACGCGGCUGGGCUGGGAGGGUUGGAGCACCUGGUCCAUUUACAUCCUGACGGCUAUCAUGCAGGGCAUUGUUCUUGUGAUGGGAGUCUACUACGAAUACAAUAGGCCUUUGGAGAUUCUGACAUCUCCGCCACUCAGUCCCGUGUACAGGCCCAGGCGGCCUGGUCCAAGCAGGACGUAUUCGGAGGGUUGGGAAGAGGGACUGCCGGGCCCUUAUACUGCACACCCUGAGCGAUACGCAGACACGCCCGAGGAGUUUGAGCGUCUCCAGGCCAGGGAAGACAGGCAGGUGGAGCGGGAAACUCAACCGUUGCUGAAACCGGGAGGUAUUGGGCACGCGCAUAAACACGGAGCAUCUUACAACUCGACACGGAACUGA